AUGAGAAUAGAUGCAGAAGGCAAGAAGUGGCAGAUGCAGGUUGCUGCAGCAGAGGCUAAGAUAAUAAAAAAGUACAAGAUUCAUGCACCAAUUACGUCAAAUAAUUUAAAUGAUAUCCUGAAUGAACAGUUUGAUGGAUCAGUAGUGUUCGGCAGUCACAUCGAUGCCGUGAGAGUUAACAACCCAUGUAGUCUUUUUAUUAUCGCUGCUCACCAUAAAAUUGAUGUAUUUGACAAUAGCUCAGCUUCUACAGAUUCCGAUAAAGAAAUGAACAACAUAUCUACGCAUGUACCACCUGAACUUGGUUCCCGGAAAGAGGUAUAUUUAAAGAAACGGAAAAUACCACAAGCACAAAUACUCAGUGUUCUUUGGGGAAGCGGAGGAGACUGCCAUUCUGGGGAUCACUUAAGAGAUUCCUGCCCACCUGAGGAAGAUACUGAGUGGCCAUCUAACUCCAGUUUUGCAACCUGCAUGGACCCAGCUCCCGCUGAAGCAGUAUUGAUGCCGCCAGGAAGUGGAGUGAUGUGGGGGCGGCGGCAGGAGCAUGUAGGAGGCGCCCUGCUCAUCCUCAGCUUCCUGGGUGCUGCAGAGGCUGAAACGCUGCCCACCCUUACCCUCCAACCUCUCACCUACUUCACCUUGCCACCUCCCCCAGCCUACACCUCCGUUACCUUUCCUUCUGGUCCCUCUACUCCCCUUCCUUCCUCCUCAAUGUCGCUCAGUGGGUCUUCCGAAGCGUCGAUGACACAAGAGAGUGCACAGGAGGAGGAAGUCAGCGAAGAAGUUCGAGAGCCAUACUUCGCUACACUCAAUACCUCCGUUAGUGUCUUUCUUGGGGCAGAGACAACGCUUGACUGUACCAUCCAUGACACAGCCAACCUGUCUGUGGCGUGGUUGAGACGUGUUGACGACAUGUUAGAGCUACUCACCUGGGACUCCCAUACCUACACUAAGGACCAAAGGUACUCUCUAGUGCCGUCGUCGGGGGACAGGUGGCAGCAGUGGCAGCUAGUUAUACGAGAUACACAGCUUGAGGAUCAGGGACAAUACCGUUGUCAGCUGGCCACUGAACCACCCAUGAUGCUGGCUGUUACUCUCAACGUUAUUGCUCCACGGGCGAGGGUGGUGGAUGAGAGAGGGACAGAGGUACAGGAGAAACACUACAAGAGCGGCAGCAUGAUUGAACUCACCUGCCUGAUUGAACAGGUGCCGUUCCCUCACGAUCCUGUCACCUGGCGCAGGGGAACCACCGUCCUCACCUACAACACCUCCAGGGGUGGCAUCAGCGUGAAGGGAGAGCCUGAUGCCGGCUACAUCAGGAGCCGACUCUACGUGGCUGACGCAGCUCCUGCAGACUCGGGCGUCUACUCGUGCUGGUACUGCAACUACACCAGUGACACUGUAACUGUCCACGUCCUGGCAGGAGAGAACUCAGCAGCGAUGCAGCACGAUACUCAGCCUGAGACCAGCAGUCAGCACCCAGCCACCUCCACCUCUUCAGCCACCUGGCUGACCAACAACCUGUACCUGCUGGCAGCCUCCUGCUUCGCCACCUGCACCGCCACCUGUCAUGGCAUCAUCACCUUCUCCUCCUCGUCCUCCUCCUCGUCCUCCUCCUCCUACUCUUCCUGUUCCAUCUGGAAGAUCGCCACCGCCGUGAUAGUCGCCUUCAGGAGCCUCGUUCCCACCUGUGUCAGCGCCACCUGCGAGGUCCUCACCACCUUGUUUCUUGUAGGAAUCCGAAUGGUACAGGUGUUAGCCAUCUGGAUUACCACUUAUCAGGGCGUUAGCUGCUGGGAUUCACUUCGGAUGGGAGUCUUUGAGACCUGGAAUGACCAUAGAUGGGUCCUUCAGACGGCCCACCAGGGUGGCAGCAAGACCAGUACGGGAAUGUGGAAGCAGGGAGACAGCAGGGAUGGUAGUAGGAAUGACAGCAGGAAUGGCAGCAGGAACGAUAGUAGGGAAUGCAGCAAAGAUGAUACCGGGAAUGAUAGUAGGGAUGGCAGCAAAGAUGAUAGCAGGAAUGGUAGUCGGGAUGGCAGCAUGGGUGGUUGCAGGGAUGGCAGCAGGGAUGGGAGCAGAAAUCGGGGAACGUCCUCAACCAGAUGAUGGACAAUGUGCAGGUCCUACUGAGAUAAGAACUUUUGAUACAUAAAUAUGGAAGAAACGAGCCUUGUGUGUGUGAAAGUGUGUUUGUGUGUGUGUGAGAGAG
Messenger RNA from Cherax quadricarinatus, 2212 nucleotides. RefSeq lists its product as uncharacterized. NCBI's taxonomy places the organism in Eukaryota, Metazoa, Arthropoda, Malacostraca, Decapoda, Parastacidae. Gene Ontology annotation, biological process: synapse organization. Gene Ontology annotation, cellular component: neuron projection membrane. The record is from RefSeq and is a predicted model, not a curated record.